AUGACGACUUCCUCGUCCACCAAGCACUGGCUCAGCAGCCCUGUAGGAGCAAAUCUACUCUCCCAAAUCGGUGGCGAUCCAGGAUUACCACAGCCACUCCCAACUACAUCCUCAUGGCAGCUCCCAGCUCACCCCGAAGUAGCCAGUCUACAGUCAGAGCAACUGCCUCCCGCCACAGACUUCCUCGUCAUCGGAUCCGGGAUCGCUGGAUGCGGAGUUGCCAGAACCCUGUUGUCUCGAUCCAAGUCAGCCAAAGUGACCAUUUUGGAGGCUCGUACAUUGUGCAGUGGUGCAACAGGCCGCAAUGGAGGUCAGCUCGUCAAGCCGUACGCUCCACGAUUCGCCCAACUGGCCAAGGACUUUGGGAUCGAGACUGCUGUGCAGGUAGCCAGACUGGCAUUGUAUACACUGGAGGAGAUGCAUGGGCUUGCGCGCUCAUACGACGCAGACCUUCAAAGGGAGGCCAACGCUCGAAGAGUGGUGAAGCGCGUAGUCUAUAUGGAUCAGAAGUCCUGGGAGGAAGCUGAGGCUGCGGUGGACUUAUACGAGACUCAUGUGCCAGAGGAGAAGGGGUCGAUUGAACGGGUUCCGUUGUCACGGAUCGAAUCGGAAUGGAAUGUCAAGGGAGGCUUUGGAGGGUAUCAAUUCAACGCCGGAGUCUGCUGGCCGUACAGACUUGUCACGGGUGUCUUCAAGCGUCUUCGAGAUCAGUACCCAGACCGAUUGAGCAUCGAAACCAAAACGCCCGCAACCCAGAUUCUUUAUGAUAAUACUACUCCUGAGUAUCCUUACCAAGUAGUCACGCCACGCGGAAUCAUCCACGCACGCAACGUGAUAUACUGCAAUAACGGCCACGUAGGACAUCUGCUCCCCAGACUGAGGGGCAAGAUCUGGCCCAUGCGUGGCACGAUGUCCGCUCAAGAAGUUCGUCCUAGCUUUCCAGACUACAGCAACGAGUACUCCUGGAGCUUCCUGUCGAACAUGGCAUAUGAUGCUACUUCGAAGACAAUCAACAUGGGCUGGUGGUAUGGCUUACAGAAUGCACCCAAUGGCGACUUCUGGAUCGGUGGCGAGAACAAAAGAGUUGAGGAUAUAUGGACGGCCGAUGAUUCUGUGAUUGGCGACCACAACCGUGCUUCGGUUGAGAACAUUCUCCCCAAAGUCUUCAAUGACAAGGUGGUUCCAUCGAAGCCGCGCAUCCGGGGGAUGUGGACAGGCGUUAUGGCAGCCACCGCUGAUGCUCUGCCGUUUGUCGGUAGACUGCCGUCGAGUGUGACUGACCGGCCUGGUACUGGUGAAUGGAUUGUGGCUGGAUGGAACAGCUACGGCAUGACCAAUGGUCUGACAUGUGGCGAGGCUCUCGCGAGGAUGGUACUCGGAGGGGAUGCUCCGGCCUGGUUCCCGAAAGUAUACUUGCCAACGGAGCAGCGACUGAAUGCGGCCAACAUGAGCUCCGAGGCGGCCACGAUGCAGUUCCUUGAGGAGUCGGGUAUAGGUCGUACUUUAGAAUCGCCUGAGGUACUUCAAGCAAAGCUCUAG
Molecule: messenger RNA, 1539 nt
Organism: Cyphellophora attinorum
Lineage: Eukaryota; Fungi; Ascomycota; Eurotiomycetes; Chaetothyriales; Cyphellophoraceae
Exons: 2
Coding region: 1-1539 (512 amino acids)
Cellular component (GO): cytoplasm
Molecular function (GO): oxidoreductase activity
Source: RefSeq, a predicted model, not a curated record